Talaromyces proteolyticus is the source of this 939-nucleotide messenger RNA. Its product is annotated as putative glutathione S transferase. The transcript is spliced from 4 exons. The coding region runs from base 42 to 815 and encodes 257 amino acids. Gene Ontology annotation, biological process: L-phenylalanine catabolic process; glutathione metabolic process. Gene Ontology annotation, molecular function: glutathione transferase activity; maleylacetoacetate isomerase activity. NCBI's taxonomy places the organism in Eukaryota, Fungi, Ascomycota, Eurotiomycetes, Eurotiales, Trichocomaceae. The record is from RefSeq and is a predicted model, not a curated record.
UGUUCUUAUAAUUCCAAUUGAAGAUCUCCGGUAUCAUCAUCAUGGCAGCUCAGGAACCUGACUAUCGACUCAUCGGCACCUACACCCGCUACUCCAGCUGGACGGCCCGAGUCGAGGCUGUCCUGGAAUACUUCCACAUUCCGCAUACGAGCCAGUUUGUGAAGCUCUCCGAUGUGAAACAUGUCUCCCCAACAGGCUUCGUCCCCAUUCUAGAAUGCCGCUCCAUGUCCAUCUCCAUUGGUGACUCCCUCGCCAUCUGUGAAUUCCUCGCCGAAUCCCACCCGGAGCUACGUCUCUGGCCCGCGGAUCGUCAGCUCAGAGCUCUUGCGCGGAGCGCUGCCGCGCAGAUGCAUUCUGGCUUCUCCGCCGUGCGAGGCACGUUCGGCACAAACUUUCUCGCGCGGUACACUGGCAACAUCCCAAUCCCCGAUAACGCAAAACGCGAGGUUGAGCGUAUCCUGGCUAUCUGGGACGAGGCCCGGAAACAGACCAAGGAACGUCUUGCGGCUCUUGGGCAGGUCGAUGAUGGGUUCUUGUUUGGGGGAUUUAGUAUUGCCGAUGCUUUUUUCUGGCCGGUUCUUUGGCGGUUUCGUACGUAUAAUCUUCCUCUAGAAACUGCAAGCGAUGAUGCGCUGGCGUGGAUGGGAACGAUGUGGAAUGACCCCGUGUUCCGUGGCUUGGGCCAGCGGUACUUUCAGCAAGCACAGGACCCGGAAACUCGUAUUGAGCAUUAUGAUGACAUCUUCCGGGGAAGGGACGAUGUACAGUACGGUCACUUCCCUGAGGAUUGGAAGUUUGAGGUCUCUAGGAAGUGACGCUAGGUUGAACAUUGAACCGAAUACUCUGGUCUUUUGAAAUCUUGAAUCUUUCUCAUCAUAUACAAGACCGGCUGGCCAAUACAUAUGUAUCAUUUAUGAUUGAAUUAAAUCCAUGUAUACU